AUGAUGCCUGCAAAGACUCUAGGAUUCGAAAUAGGAGUUGAACAGGCCAUAGGCUUACUAGAUACAGGAUCCAGUCCUCUGGAUACCACAAUGACCAAUCUACCAGGCGGCAGAUCUCAUGUUCUCCACACUCUAAGUGUUGCUAUAAGUGCUAGUAUUCAAGGGCCUUACAAAAUUUCGGAUACCCGCAUUCGGAGAAGCGUGGCCUGGUAUGAGGUGGAAGAUAAUGGAAAGGCUAGACUCCUUGACUCCAAGCAGUUGACUUCACGUCGGCGACCUCUUCGUGGUCUCACUCUGGAUGACUCCGGCCACGUCGCCUUCGCAAUCUCUGACGAAAAGGUGUAUCGAGUGGCUUUGUAUAACUGCUCGUCAACUGAGAGUUGUGGUGCUUGUUUGGCACAGCGUGAUCCAUUUUGUGGUUGGUGCAUCACUGAGGGCAUCUGCACUCACAAAACUGCAUGCAGCUCCUCUCAUUGGCUUUCUUAUCGUGACUCUCCAUCCAGUUGCCCACAGCUCACUUCAAUCAGCCCACCGAGUGCAGACAUCAACCAGCCGGCUGGCAGCCUACCCCGAACUGCUAUGACCUUUCGUCUAAUUCCACCUCUCUUGGAAGCCCUCUCGAAUACCAUCGUUUGGGGUUUACAAGCAAGUUCAAGUCAAUCAAGACAUGUUAUUUGCACUUUCCGGCGUGGAAAUUCUUCCAACGAUGUAGAACAUCCUUGGCGUAUUCGAGAAAAACUAUAUGCACAAUCUGAAGCUAGUCUAUUUCCCAGUUCUACUUAUGCCUCUUGUAGUCUUCCAAGCAAUUCAGACCUUCAAAUUCUUGGAGCAGAGGAGGGUAACUUAUAA
Molecule: messenger RNA, 849 nt
Organism: Rodentolepis nana
Lineage: Eukaryota; Metazoa; Platyhelminthes; Cestoda; Cyclophyllidea; Hymenolepididae
Source: the annotation of a GenBank genome assembly